AAGGAAUUCGGUAUAAUGAACAGUAAAACGACGUGUUGCGUUUUCAUAGCACAACUUAAACGUUAUACAUUAGUAAGAGUGUUCACAUUUUUUUAUGAGAAGUCAAAUAUGAGUGCGUGGCCAGAAAUAACGACUGCAAAGUCUGAAAACAGACAUGAAAUUAAAUUGGCGGGAGCCGCAAUUUCGAAACGCAUUUCGGAUGAGGGCUUAGACAAAAAUUUAUUUAAAUUAACCAACAUAAAUCUACUUAACAUCAGCGAUACAUGUCUUUCUAUUAUUCCUGAUGAUAUUAAACUUCUAGUUAACCUACAAUCUUUGUUAUUGUACGGCAACAAGCUGACCGAGUUUAACGAAAACUUAACCUCUUUAUCUAAAUUAAAAGUGCUCGAUUUGUCCCGAAAUCAACUUACCAAAAUACCAGAGAGCCUUAAUAAAAUGAAAGAACUAACGAGCAUCAAUUUUAGUUCAAAUCAGAUUGAGCAAUUGCCGAAAUUCGGUGAUUUUCCAAACUUAAUAAUUGUCGAUAUAUCUAACAAUAAAUUGUCUCUUUUUCCCGACACGGAGAAUGCUAAUAUGCCUCAUUUGACUGAUUUAAAGUUAAAAGGUAACGAAAUCGACUGUAUUCCGAGUUAUAUUGCGCGCAGCUUACCAUCUUUAAAGAAUUUUGAUAUUGAGGGCAAUCAAUUAAAGACAAUUCCAGGAGAAAUAGCCACUAUGUCAAAAUUGAAAGAGCUUAAUUUAAAAGGCAACAAGUUGACUGAUAAACGUCUUAUGAAACUCGUUGACCAGUGUCGAACUAAACAGGUAAUUGAUUACAUACGUGAAAACUGCCCUAAAGCAGAUAGCGCACAAGCUGCAAGCAAAGGGAAGGGAAAGAAAGGGAAGAAACAGGAUGACCCACCACCUGACGAUGUGGGUGACUUGUGCCAUUCUAUGAAAAUAUUACAUGUUGAAGAAAACAUUUUGAAAGUAAUUAUGAUAGAACAAGAAAUAUGGAAUAUAAGACCACACAUCUUGUGUUGUAUCAUAACUGACUUGAAUUUCACCGAAGAUUCAUUUAAAAAGUUUAUUCAGAUGCAAAAUAAACUGCAUGAUACUGUUUGUGACAAAAGAAAUGUUGCUACAAUUGCUACUCAUGAUUUAAGCAAAAUUCCGCCAGGUAACGUCUUCUACACGGCUAAAAUUCCAUCAAAGCUAAGCCUCAAACCUCUGUCUCGAGCCAAGGCAUACACUGGUGAGCAAUUAUUCCAGCAGCUGUCAGUAGAAGCAGACUCAUUGAGGAAGGAGAAGAAAAGGAAUGUGUACUCGGGGAUACACAAAUAUUUGUACUUAUUGGAAGGCAAGCCGAAGUAUCCAUGCUUAGAGGAUUCAGCUGGCAGAGUCAUUAGCUUCCCACCAAUCACUAACUCCGAUGACACGAAAAUGUCCAUAGACAGUAAGUCUAUGCUUGUAGAAGUGACAUCACACUCCUCGCUUGGUGCCUGCAAAACUGUCAUGGACAAAAUGCUCCAUGAGUGCUUGUUACUCGGGAUAGGAGACAUAGAUGAUAGCGGGUUCCACACUCUGAAUGUCCAGCAGGUAAAAGUCGUCGACACUGAAGGAAAUCUCAAAAAUGUUUAUCCCUCACGAACGGACUGCGCUUUCGAUGGGAACAUCAAAGUGUUCCGUUUGCCUAAAAAGUAAUUAAUUUCUACCUUUCUAAGUUUUUAUUUAUGACGUCACUUGGUGCUUUGCUUGUCGUCAAACGACGUUCUACUUUUGUAAUUACACUUGACCAACAGGACAGAUGUAUCUUGAAUUCUCAGUACAGUGACAUUUUGUAUCAUUCUAUUAUUGUCUUAAGUGAAUAAUGUAAAUGAUGUACGGGAUUGCACAAAUUUGUGGCCUGAUGCUAAAAGGUCAAAAUGAAUAACCCUUACUUUUGCCAAUCAGAACAGAAACAAAGAACAAAUAGUGUUUAUUUUAUAUAAAAUGUACCUUUUUGUGUAAUAUUUUUUCGUAUUAGUAAUGUUAGCUUAGCUGUUUUAGCACAAAUAUAUAUAUUAUGUUUUUUCUAUAUCGUUUACUUAAACAUUAUUUUGGCCCUUAGCACCAGGUCACAGAAAUAAUUUUGUCAUUACCUAAUUCGAACCACUCUUCGCAGUGUUGUUUUAAAACUGCGUCUGUUUAAAGCACAUUUUUAUUCGAAUAUGGUGACCGUUUGUUAACAUAUUUGUUUAAGUAGUUUUUGUACUACUUAUUUAUUACUUUAGUUAUUAUUUCCUUCUAAAUUAUUGUGGCAUUGUUGAUUAAUUUAAAAGAAGACAAUUUCUUGAUUUAGAGAUUUCAUUUUUAUGUAUGUUACGUUUCAUUCCAUAUACCAUUGACUGUACUUGUUAAACAGAUUUAUUGUUAUUAAUAUAAUUUACUCAUAAUACUAUGUAUCCUUUGAAUUUAUAUAAAACCUUUUUUUGUUAGAAUAUCACUGUUCUGUUGGAUAAACCAUUGUUAUUUCUACCAUAUAAUUAAUCUUUACAGUAACUGUUUGGUUCCUUACAAAUACAAAUACAAUUAUUGCAAUGUAUAACCUUAUUUCAUAUAAGUUACAUUAGAAUAUACUAAAUGUGUCAAGUAUCCUAGUAGUUGUCUAUGCGUGUGCUUCAUAUCAUCGCACGCGCACCGUAUAGCAUAUGACAAUGUGUAUGUAGUUCAUUAUAAUUCUAUUAUGUUCUUAAGUAUAUAUACGUACUAAAAUAUUUUUAAGAACAACACUAUCACAGAGAAAGGGACAUAUUGUCGAUAUAUUAUUGAAAGUAGACAAGAAACCAUAGAGUAAAUAAAUCAAAAUUCAAUUGAAAAAAAGCGAAUAUACAGAGUAGUCUUAAACUCGUGCACGCUUUGGCUGGUGUGGAGUAGUUUUUGACUGUGAUAAGGGUGUUUGUUAUAACUAAUAUAUUUUACCUAGUCUGAUAUAAAUAUACAUAUAAGUCGACAUGUGGGCAACAGCCAUUAUUUUCUCUAAACAAUUGAUUGUAUAUGACAAUGAUCUUUAUUUUUUUAAUAUUGUAAUAUUUUCUUACUUGAAAAGGUAAUAAUUACAUUUCUAUAUAGUUAAAUAAUAUUUUCAAAUAUCUCGCCGAUUUACAUGUGUUUUGGAUGGUUAAGAAUAUUUUUGUAUUGGUCGAAUCUGGCUUUGUGAAUUAAAUAUUUAUGUAAAUUUAAAGUCUAAAAUGUAGACUAUAUACAUUUACUUUUAUAGAUAGUUUGAGUAAUUGUGUCUGUUUUUUUUUUUAUUCAAACAGUAUUCUAGUAACAACUUGAACUUAUAAUGAAUACUUCAUUACAUUAAUUAUGGAUCUAUGUUAUUUACUCAAAUUAUUUAUUUUUUUCAUUUAAUAGCUAAAUAAACAGCACG
Messenger RNA from Nymphalis io (European peacock), 3394 nucleotides. RefSeq names its product leucine-rich repeat-containing protein 47-like. Gene Ontology annotation, biological process: phenylalanyl-tRNA aminoacylation. The transcript has 7 exons. NCBI's taxonomy places the organism in Eukaryota, Metazoa, Arthropoda, Insecta, Lepidoptera, Nymphalidae. The record is from RefSeq and is a predicted model, not a curated record. Bases 16 to 1683 code for a protein of 555 amino acids. Gene Ontology annotation, molecular function: RNA binding; protein binding; phenylalanine-tRNA ligase activity.